AUCUCUGUACUAUCCAAUAUCAUCAAAGCAACUGGCCUGUCAUGCCCACCACCAGAGUCUCUUCUCUGCCAAAUAUGCCAUGAAAAUCGAGGCUCAGCGUCGCUCUGACCCGUUUCAGGACAUCCGUUAACCGUCCAGACUGCUAAAAGUCCGUGGAACCACAACAACAGACACACAAAGUCCAGAUCUCCCCCACAAACAACCAAUCCCAGGGACCCCGGAGACUCGUCUCGAAAACUCCCCUACUUGACGGACAUUCCAGGGACUUGCGACACCCCCCUUCCAGUUCUCCUCCUCCUGCUCUUCGUCGCGCCUGUUUCCGACCAGACUGUUGGUCAACAAAAUCCUCCUCCUCCUCCCCUUUCAAAGUGUUACCAAGGGCUAUUUGCCGACCUACCUACCCACCUACCUGUCUGCCUGUCUGCCUGUCUUCCAGUUCAUGUCGUUGACCACCCUCUUCCGUGGUUCAACUCUCGUUCCGAUGUGACUGGGGUUGAGAAUUGAUCCCUCUCGCCCUCUGUCUCGCCGGAUUCCGCCCCCUCUCUCUUAUCGCACGCCUGGACCAUGACGAGCUAGUCAGUUUGAGAUUGGGAGCCAAGCCGCAGCAUGAGUGUGCGCGGGCUGGGCAUGGUUUGGACUUGGAUGGGUAUGCUGAGCACGGUGGGCGGGUUGACCUUGAUUGAAAACACGCCGGUCAUUCAGCGCGUGCCGGCCAAUGCCAGUCUGGCCUUGUCGGUCAAUGCCACGGGCACGGGUCAGGCAUUUUGGGUGUUCGAAGCUCACACUCAGUACUACAACUUGAGCUUGAAUUCCGGGCCCAUUUUGAGCAAUAUUAGCCAGGGGGGGAGCCCACUCAAUCAUGUGGGUUUGAUUGUCCCCACUCUGAACGACGAUGGGCGUAACACGCGGGUCUAUGUGCAUAAUCACAAUCAGUUUGACGUGUCGGCCGUUCUGCAAGUCCAAGGCUACAUUGCUCAUGCGCCCGUCCCGGGGGUGUGUAACGGUACGCAAGGCGCCAAUCUGACCUAUCAGCCCGCCUUGCAGGUGGUUUAUAACCAGGCCAUGGUGGAAGUGACACUGUCCACGGCGGGCAUCAUGAAUACCUCGGCUUGGUCUUGCAACACCACCCUCCAAGACCGCGAUUUCGUGUAUUCCGUCUACCAACGAUAUCUCAACGAGCGGAACUUUGACGAGGAUUACUUCUUGGCCGAACUAGCCGAGACCAUGAUUCGUCCCACGGACAUCAAAGAAUACGGCACGCCCAUUCAGCCGGUUUUCGUCAGCUAUCCCGACGGCGAAGGCCUAGUCAAGGUCCGAUUUGCGGCAUAUCCCGGAACACCAGCCAUUUAUGCGGCCGUGGUUCAACACCAAGGCAAUCAGAGUUCGGUCUACGUGUCAUCGGCCACGUAUGGGUGCAACUUGGACGUCAACCUUCCCCACAAUUGUCGGGUGAUGUCUAUGUGGGCCACCGAGCUUUUGUGCGCCAUCGUGUUCUUCUUGGGACUGUUCAUGGCCUUUUGCGGUCAUCGCUUCUUCGCCCUCUCCCAAUUUUUGUUCGGCUUUUUCCUGGGAGGGUUCAUCGGGUACAUGGUGGUUCAAAACUCGCUCAGCGUUGAAUACUGGGGCCUCUUUGGCUAUUGCGGACUCUUUGCCACCGUCUGUGGUGUGUUUAGUUUGAUGAUGUGGGUGUUGAUUGGCAUCCCGGUUUUGGCCGUGAUUGUGCCCAUCUUGACGUUUGGUGCCAUCGUGGCUUGCAUCAUAUUCUUCUUCCCGGCUUUGAACGUUCAACUUCUAAUGAAUGACAAGAAUUAUUGGCUCAUAUUCUGUGGGAUCGCUCUUCUGCCGGCCAUUCCAUUGAUCCCGGGGGCCAAAUUCGCUUCGCUUCUUACCUCGGCCAUGUUGGGAUCGACGCUGGUCAUGCUGCCCAUUGAGCAUUACUCGGGGUCCAACCUCAAGUACAUUUUCUUCAACGUCUUGCGACGUUCCAGUGUCGAUGAAUUCGGAUUGGCCUACUUGAACCCGCCCUAUCAAACAACAGAUAUCGCCCUGACCGUGAGUUGGAUCGCAUUAUUGGUGGUGGCGAUCUUGUUUCAAUUCCUGCGGGAACGUGAUAGGUUCCCCUUUCCACCAUCAUCCUACCAAUUGUGGCGUUGGUCCCAAGAGCGAGAUGAGGAGCGCCAGCGAUACUAUCUACAAAAUGCUCGAACCUCCAGCUCCGAGCGAACCCCUUUGAUCAAUGGUGACGAAGAGUUCCAGCAAAACAUGCGGAACAACAUCCGACAGGUUCAGGCGCAAGUCGCUGCUGCUUUAGCCGAAAUUAUGCGGAGACGCGAAGCCGAAGCAUCCGGAGAGGAAGAGAGUCUUCAUCUGCUCCAUUCUACGGCUCCUCCCGCCCCUUUACUCAGCUAUCUUGAGAGCCAAACCGCCACGCCCGCUGAAAAGGACGAUCAGCCCGACACUCAGGGCGGAGCGAGCGCGCCUCGAGCCCUCCGACCUUCGGGUACCCAUUCGGCAUCGGGAUCAUCGCGCUCGAGAGGUCACCUUUCGGCCGGUCCGGCCUCUAUGAGUAGUCGCUCGGGCGCCCGCAUAGACAUUGAGUCCAUGCAAGAUACUCGCGAUCCCUUUCAACCCAGCACGCCCGAAGGUCAUCCAGCUUGAGCGACCGGGCCUGGCCUCCGGGCUGAUCAACCUGCUGUCUGAAACGAAGUCUGUCCAACCCAUUUGUCAAAUCUCCCUCCUUGGUGCGGGCCGAUCUGGGCUCGUUUUUCUGAUCUGAUUUUUUGACCCUAUUUAUCAUGUAUGUAUUGUACGAGAUGCUCACUAGAUGAAUCUAAACCUUUUUGGGUUAAAACAUCGAGAAGCGUUGAAACCCGGACAAAUACAACGAAAUAUCACUCUAACA
This is a messenger RNA of Tigriopus californicus, 2902 nucleotides long. RefSeq names its product transmembrane 7 superfamily member 3-like. The coding region runs from base 607 to 2658 and encodes 683 amino acids. The transcript has 7 exons. Lineage: Eukaryota; Metazoa; Arthropoda; Copepoda; Harpacticoida; Harpacticidae. The record is from RefSeq and is a predicted model, not a curated record.